AUGGGUGGCUCAGAUGAGUCUUCUCGCGAGAGAGAAACACUACUUUCACAAUUCUUGUCAUACCGUGAUCAAAGGAAACAACUUUCGGAUAUCCCCCAAAUCGAUACGGCGACGAGAGCAGCAAAUGUGGCCCAGUCUUCAAGCCCCGUUAACCAUCAACUUCCACUCCCAAAACGAAGAGGCCGCCCUCCAAAACGAGCGCUCUCUGAAGUUCCAUCAAGAAACUUGGUAAUUGGACACUCUAGCACAUCGCAUACCACAGAACUGGAAUCACCACCAAGACGAAUCCAGGCUGGCCCUCAACGCCCCAGGCGAUCAAAUGCUCGCUUGAAUAAUUACUAUUCAAAGUCAAACUAUUCUGGAUACGCUCGAGAUUUAGUUGAUGAACACGAAAGGAGUGAGAAUGAUACUGAGGAUGAGGAGAAAUCAAUACUGAACGCUAAGAAAGCUACUCCCUCGUCCUUGGAUGUGUGUAUACAUCGGCCACAAAUCAGCAAGAGACCUCGCGUUAUAUAUUCCUCAAAGAACCUUCAGAUCUAUCGACAGACUUUCGCAUCUCUUGACGAAAUUGCCGACCUACCUGGCAAGUUUAGAUAUGAAACAGAGAGCAAUCCUUCGAAUUACGCUCAGAAAUACAAGCGAGAUACGUCAAACCCUAUCCUGCAUGUUGCGUUUAGCGAGGAGGAAAUCGAAGCUAUGAUUUGUCUUCUUGGCUGUGAUUCACCUGAUACGAUCUCAUCUGAAAUGAGUUUGGCCGAUCAAGUAAUCCACGUUGUUAGAUCAAUGCCAAAGUCUCGUGUUGGGGGACGAUUCAUUGCUCAAAUCAAGCGAAUGGUGAGGCUCGGGAAACUUCUUGCCAAAAAUGGCUUCGAUACUCUUGCUGCUUAUCACCAGUCGCUCGAGUCUGUGAAUCGACAAAUGAGGGGCUUAAUUGAAUCCUUGUUGAACCAGAUUUUUACUGGUGCAAGUGCAAGCUUGGAUUCUACAAAAUGUCUUACAAUGGCUUUGAGGCUUCAAAGACGCCGAAAAGCUGAUAUAUCUGCCUUCAUCAAGGAUGCAAUGCUAGGAUGUUUACCGGCAAGACCUUAUUACGUGAAGGCAACGAGCAACUCUUCCUUGGUGCAGAACCGCCACCAAGCAUGUCGAUUUUCUACUCGACUUCAAGAGAAUUCACACUCAAGCUAUAAAUUACGAAGGGGUCAUUUCUGGAAAGGUGCCUCCAACGAUGUGAUCAACCUUGCCUGGUCUCCUGAUGGCACUAAAUUCGCAGUUGGUGCUGCAGCGCAGUGUGACGAACAUAACAUGCAAUACAACCGUUGUAACAAUCUGCUACUUGGUGACGUGAUGCGUAACUCGAUUCGAGAAUUACCAGCUCAUCGGGUACCUUAUCCUGUUGCGAAUGCGCUUAAUACGCAUCUAUAUAUGAGCGUUAGUGCUGUGCACUGGUUCCAAGAUGCCUUAUAUACAGCCAGCUACGACAAGACUGUCAAAGUUUGGGAUGUCUCCUCAUAUACGAAUGCGAUUUGUACAAGAACAUUACAUCAUGAUCACAAGGUUCAAGUCAUGGCGAGGCAACAUAAUUCUAAUAUUUUAGCUACAGCAACAGAUGUCUCAGUGCAUCUAUGGCAUAUGGAUGCCUUGGGCGAAACUUCUCAAUGUCUUGAUUUCUCAAAUCAACGUUCUAUUAAACACCCUCGUAUGAUUCGGAACGUCGAUUUGUUACCUUCGAGUUUAGCAUGGGGCUCUUCACCAAGAACGAGUAAUCUGUUGGUUGCGGGUUUUUCUGGCAAAGAAAGCUGUGAAGGAGAUGCAUGCCGGGAAGGUUUAUUAGCCAUGUGGCAACUGACUGAAAGCUCUGUGGUACCUUCUCCUGUCCAGCCUAAUGCGCAAAACAUUUUUGAUGUGAAAUUUCACCCUUCAAUGCCUUGGUUCGCAACCGGUAGUUCUGUUCCCCCAACAGGGUCUGGAGCGGGUAAAGGUGUGCGAUCAUUAGUCCGUGUCUACGAACCGUCAGGCAUGAAGAGAUGUGCAGUCGAAUUUAACUGCCCGGCCCUUGAUAUCAAUGAUGUUACAUUCUGUCCAAUGGACAAAUGGCUCAUUUCCGCCAGCUGCACAGAUGGUGUCACAUAUGUGUGGGAUAGUCGAAAUCCAGAGCAAAUCUUACACAGACUAGCUCAUGGGGAAGCAUUGAAUCAGCUUGAUGAGCAGCUUACCAGAGAACAAGCAGACGUUGGAGUGCGAGUGGCCCUCUGGGGAAACAGUGUUGACAAUUUCAUGACCGGUGGAUCUGACGGCGCUCUCAAGUCAUGGAAUGUUUUGAGGGCACCAGAAAACGUCUUUAUUGAAGACAUUGCUGUAAUUGAAGAUGAAAUCAUGUCAGGAGCGUUCUCCCCGGACAAAUCAUCGUUGCUUGUUGGAGAUGCCGCAGGCGGUGUUCACAUAUUCUCCCCAGGCGCGGAUGCUGUGGAAGAGUUGAAUUACGAUUACAGUCACGAAGACAAAGAGUCGCCAGCGCUGUCUCUAGAUUCCGGAAAGUCAAUAGGACGACAGCUUUUAUCGAGCAGACAACUUAUCCAGCAUUCUACGUAUGGCGUAUGUAAAGGACCUGCUUAUAAUGGGCCGUACGCUGCAUGGGCUAGGCCGGACGGCACACCUAGAGAAUUACUACCAAUUACGCCGCUUCUACCUGAAUUUGAACAUCAGCAACUAGACGGGCCAGUCACGGCGUCUGAUUCACACGGGAUGGAUGAAUUAUCGAGAACUAUACUCGAGAUGCAGAGAACAGUGGCCCAGAUUCGCAAUAAGGUUUCUAACAAACGGAGGCGAAGUCAAGAAAGCCAGCAGAGGGCCGCUCCAAAGGUCACUAUCGACCUGUGCAGUGACGGGGAAAGGAUGGUAUCGAAACCAAUCUGGAUCGACCUGACAGCGGAUUCGGAUGAUGAUUCUGGCGACAACAACCCAUUGAACGAGGAUUCCGACUUGGAAGACUAUUGGUUUCCAGAAAGCCACGCUAUUGAUGCUAAUAUCAGAUAUUCCAGUGUAUAA
This is a messenger RNA of Talaromyces proteolyticus, 3045 nucleotides long. RefSeq names its product WD40-repeat-containing domain protein. Gene Ontology annotation, biological process: regulation of actin cytoskeleton organization; TOR signaling. The transcript has 2 exons. Bases 1 to 3045 code for a protein of 1014 amino acids. Lineage: Eukaryota; Fungi; Ascomycota; Eurotiomycetes; Eurotiales; Trichocomaceae. Gene Ontology annotation, molecular function: protein binding. Gene Ontology annotation, cellular component: TORC2 complex; TORC1 complex. The record is from RefSeq and is a predicted model, not a curated record.